This is a messenger RNA of Mytilus trossulus (common blue mussel), 3035 nucleotides long. Its product is annotated as isocitrate dehydrogenase [NADP], mitochondrial-like. The transcript has 10 exons. Gene Ontology annotation, biological process: NADP+ metabolic process; isocitrate metabolic process. Gene Ontology annotation, cellular component: mitochondrion. Lineage: Eukaryota; Metazoa; Mollusca; Bivalvia; Mytilida; Mytilidae. The record is from RefSeq and is a predicted model, not a curated record. The coding region runs from base 48 to 1394 and encodes 448 amino acids. Gene Ontology annotation, molecular function: magnesium ion binding; NAD binding; isocitrate dehydrogenase (NADP+) activity.
UCACCACUAAACUUCCGGUGCCGGUCUUUUCAGCAAGUGCGUGAAAAAUGGCAAGUCCAGUUACAGCUUUGGGAAGAGUUUUGUGCCGCGCUGGCGGAUUAGCUCACAAUUUUGUUGCACCAGCCUCAAUAGCUAGUACCCCAAACAGAAACUAUGCUACUGGUAAAAGAAUCAAGGUUGAUAACCCAGUUGUUGAACUGGACGGAGAUGAGAUGACCAGGAUCAUCUGGGAGAAAAUCAAGGAAACUUUGAUUCUGCCCUACCUUGAUGUUGACCUAAAGUACUAUGAUUUGGGCUUGCCAUACCGUGACCAGACUGAUGACCAGGUGACCAUUGAUUCAGCUCUUGCCAUUAAGAAGUACAACGUAGGAGUCAAAUGUGCCACCAUUACUCCUGAUGAAGAGCGAGUGGAAGAAUUCAAACUGAAAAAGAUGUGGCUCAGUCCUAAUGGAACCAUCAGAAAUAUUUUGAAUGGCACCGUGUUCCGUGAACCAAUCCUCUGCGAGAAAGUUCCACGUCUUGUACCAGGAUGGACUAGGCCUAUUGUUAUUGGCCGUCACGCCUUUGGAGAUCAGUACAGAGCCCUAGACUUUGUUGCCCCAGGUAAUGGCAAGUUUGAGCUAGUGUUUACACCUGAAGGAGGCAAAGAACAAAGAAUGGAGGUGUUUAACUUCACAAAUGGUGGAGGACCAUUGAUGGGAAUGUACAAUACAGAUGAGAGUAUCCAAGGAUUUGCCCACGCCUGUUUCCAGUAUGCUAUCAUGAAGAAAUGGCCUCUCUACAUGAGCACAAAGAAUACCAUCCUAAAGAGAUAUGACGGCAGAUUUAAAGAUAUCUUCCAAGAAAUCUUUGAAAAAGACUACAAGGGAGAUUUUGACAAGAAUAAGAUCUGGUAUGAGCACAGACUCAUUGAUGAUAUGGUAGCCCAGGCCCUGAAGUCUGAUGGAGGAUUUGUGUGGGCCUGUAAGAACUAUGAUGGGGAUGUACAAUCUGAUAUUGUUGCUCAAGGUUAUGGCUCUCUUGGUUUGAUGACCAGUGUAUUGGUGUGUCCUGACGGAAAGACCAUUGAGUCUGAGGCUGCUCACGGUACAGUAACUCGUCACUACAGAGAACACCAGAAAGGCAACCCUACCAGCACCAACCCUGUAGCUAGUAUCUAUGCAUGGACUAGAGGUCUCGAACAUAGAGGAAAAUUAGACGGAAAUGCUGACCUACAAAGAUUUGCCACAACAUUAGAAAAGGCAUGUGUAUCCACAAUUGAUUCUGGUAAAAUGACAAAAGAUUUGGCAGGAUGUAUAUAUGGCUUAAAGAAUGUAAAACCAGAGCAUUACUUAUACACAAUGGACUUCUUGGAAGCUAUUUCAGAGGAAUUGAAUCGUCAACUAAAACAAUGAGACUGAUAUUUAGGAACUAUUAAUCAAGUUUAGGUCUGAAUAAGGGGCAGCAACUCUUUGUAACUUAACCAGAGUAUUAUCAAUGUGAUUUGUAUUGGAUUUUUGACGAUAAUAUACAUAUUUGUUAACAGGGGAGGGGGAGUUGAAAAAAUGAAAUAUGACUAUUUGUAUUUUAUAAAUUUGUACAUAUUUGUCAGAUGACUCAAAGAGGAUAAUGGAGUAAGAUCUGCAAGAGUUUUUUUACAUAUAUAUAUUUUUUUCUCAGGAAAUUCCAUGAUAAAAUUCUUUUUACCAAAUUUUAUAUUAAAGUUAAAAACCCGAGGUUCAGUGAUUAAUUAAGAGAUUGUUGAAGUAGAUUUUAAUGCUGGCCAUUUAUAUACCUCAUAAAUUAAAUAGUGAAUGUCUUGCAUGUACAAAAUAGUCAAUUUGAACCCAAAAAAAUGUGUAUAUUAUGGACAUAUAUAUUACCUUUGUCUUAUUAAUUGCUAAAUAUUAAAACCAGUGCCAGAAUUACCAAAUAUUGUGCCCUUUUCUAUGUUUUAUACCAAAAUGUAGCUGUUUUGUAAUGAACCUAUUAAAAAAUUACUAAAAAAUUAAUUAAAAAAUAUUAAAUGCAUAUCAAUCAAUCUUAUAAAAACCCUAGUCUUAGAUAAUAGAGUGCCAACAAAAUUGCAAUGCAAUACAUUUUUGAAAUUCAAUUUGUGGUGUAAUGGUGUAAUUAUUCUUUUUACUGUAUUCAAUUUAUAGUGAUAAAAUCCUUUUGUUGCCAUAAAAGCCAAUCAAAAGUGCUACCUUUUUAGUUGUGAUGUCAUAUUAGACUAUAAAAUGUGUUGAUGAUAUUCUUUUUGUUGAAAGUGCCAUUGUUAUAUAUAAUAUAAAGAGCAUCAUAUAAGAUGCCUUGACAAUUUAGUUUAUAAAUGGCUGAAUGUUAAAAUUUGUUUGCAAUGGUAAAAUUGUAUACAAUGUAUACGGUCCAAUUGUUGUCUUUUCGACCGACAGACGAUUGUAAAAUAUAUAGUGUCUUUGACAUGAUGAAUAUUUAUGUCCUUUGAACUUAAAAGGGAACUAUGUCGUUAUUAUUCUAAAUGAUUUUUUUAAUUUGCUUUUGAAUUGUUAUUACAAUUAAUAUUUAAUUCAGAAAACAAUUUACAGAAAAGAGACAAUAGAAUGGCUUUACUUUCAAAGUAAUACAUGUAUAUUUUUGCUAGAGCAACCAAGUUUUACCAUAAAAAAAAAUUUCAGAUGUUCUAUGCAUUAUAUUAUUCAGAGAGUGAAAAUAACUGUGAUAUAGGGUUGUAUAAGAGUUUGUCAAAAUGAACUUUUUGUCAUUUUAUCAUUAUUACAAUUUAACAUGCUGCAUUCCUAAGUUUGCUGAAAAUGGCUGUGUUUAGAAUCAACUUCUAGGAUAACAUGGAUGUGUUUCGUGUGCUGACAAUGGCUUUGUUUUAAAUCUUUCUCUAGCACAAAAUGAAUGUUUUGUUAUUAACAUAUAAGGCAGCUAGAUAUAAAUAGUAGCCUUGCGUUUUUUGUGUAACAAAUUCACCAAGUGUCAUCGACGACUUAGAUACAGAUUUGUUGAUCAACUGUUGUUGUAUUGCUAGAUUUGUCUGAGUGAGUGUGAAAUAAAUCAUGACCAAAUUA